Molecule: messenger RNA, 2021 nt
Organism: Pimephales promelas (fathead minnow)
Lineage: Eukaryota; Metazoa; Chordata; Actinopteri; Cypriniformes; Leuciscidae
Gene: tead1a
Product: TEA domain family member 1a
Biological process (GO): regulation of transcription by RNA polymerase II; hippo signaling; embryonic organ development
Cellular component (GO): transcription regulator complex
Molecular function (GO): RNA polymerase II cis-regulatory region sequence-specific DNA binding; DNA-binding transcription factor activity, RNA polymerase II-specific
Source: RefSeq, a predicted model, not a curated record
CGCGUUCAUUUCAUUCUUGCCCUCAUUCCGCGCAUACUUCACAUCGUUGUUAGAUACGCAGAAUUGUCGCGCUCUCGCGCUCCGACAAGAAGAAGGAAAAAAGUGAUCAGCUGGAAAUAAAUCAGAGCGCGCGCUCGAUCCGAUUACUCUGCAUCAGACACAUUUAAAACACUCGAGAUUGUGCAAAACACCCGCAGAUAUUUUCAUCAAUUGUGGAGGUUCAGAAAACACUUUUUGAUUCUAUCGAUGCCAACUUUGACCACGAUCUCGUAACAUUGGUCUUCCCAGGUCAGUACACCUAAAUUUCCCCAGGCUCGGGCUCCGAGAUCCCAGCCGUCGCCAUGGAUCCCAGCAGCUGGAGUGGCAGUGAAAGUGCCGGGGAGGAUAUCGAGAGGAUGAGCGACUCGGCCGAUAAGCCCAUGGACAACGACGCAGAGGGUGUGUGGAGCCCUGACAUCGAGCAGAGCUUCCAGGAGGCCUUGGCCAUCUACCCACCCUGCGGCCGACGGAAAAUCAUCCUGUCCGAUGAGGGGAAAAUGUAUGGUCGUAAUGAAUUAAUUGCCAGAUACAUCAAACUCAGAACGGGAAAAACACGGACGAGAAAGCAGGUCUCCAGUCAUAUCCAGGUUCUUGCCCGGCGGAAAUCCAGAGAAUUUCACUCCAAGCUAAAGGACCAGAGCGUGAAGAACGAUGCGAUCAGCAGGAUGGCAGCCAUGUCUUCAGCACAGAUCGUCUCGGCCACGGCCAUCCACAGCCGGCUGGGGCUCGCGGGACUCCCACGGGCCACCAUACCUGGGUCCACAGGGAUUUGGCAGGUGCCAACAGGACAGCCUGGUUCCUCACAAGACAUAAAGCCGUUUUCACAGCAAAAUUACCCUAUCCAGACGGCCACUGCUAUUGCAGCUUACGAGUCCCCCACAGCGCUCACAGCUGCUGUCCCGGUGUGGCACGGGCGCUCUAUCGGCACCUCUAAACUGCGGCUGGUGGAGUUCUCCUCCUUCCUGGAGCAUCAGCGGGACCCAGAUUCAUACAACAAGCAUCUGUUCGUGCACAUCGGCCAGACGAGUUAUUCGUACAACGACGCGCUUCUGGAGACGGUGGACAUACGUCAAAUCUACGACAAAUUCCCGGAGAAGAAGGGUGGGCUGAAGGAGCUGUUUGGGAAAGGACCUCAGAACGCCUUCUUCCUGGUCAAGUUCUGGGCCGACCUGAACUGCAACAUCCAGGAGGAUUCUGGGGCUUUCUACGGCGUGACCAGUCAGUACGAGAGCUCAGAGAACAUGACCAUUACCUGCUCCACUAAGGUCUGCUCCUUUGGGAAACAAGUGGUGGAAAAAGUUGAGACGGAGUAUGCUCGGUUUGAGAACGGACGUUUCGUGUACAAGAUCAGUCGGUCUCCCAUGUGUGAAUACAUGAUCAACUUCAUCCAUAAGCUCAAGCACCUGCCUGAGAAGUACAUGAUGAACAGCGUACUUGAAAACUUUACCAUCCUCCUGGUGGUGACGAACAGAGACACUCAGGAGACCCUGCUGUGCAUGGCCUGCGUGUUCGAGGUGUCAAACAGCGAGCACGGCGCUCAACAUCACAUCUACAGACUGGUCAAAGACUGAGGCUCCCGACACUAACAGCAGUCUCACACACAGAACAGUGGAGACUUUAUAUUCACUGAGGCUUUACACAGCUGACGUCCGCCAAGAGCGGCAAAGCCUGACGGACUAAGAAGAGCCUUUGAAUGACUCGAGCUCAUUUUAAGUGGCCGUGCCUCGGUCAGUCCCACCCCAGAAGGCUUUUUGUCACGUUUUUGGGUGAGGUCUGGAAUGAAUAAUUACAUUAUAAUUUGUUCUUCACUCGGGUUUUUGGUGUUUGUUUUUCUUUAACCUGUCGUGGGUGAAACGGUACAGUUUUGUUAUUUUUGUCCGGAUGUCUGUUUAACUCGGUUGAUGUUUUAAACCACAAAUGUGUUUUGAAAGAACGUUGCUUAGCCUAUAUAAAGUUGUAUUGUCAUAGUACAUGGAAGCUUU